AUGGUGUACGACUGGUCUGGCAAGCGGGAAAUCUGCUUCCAGAUGUACAUUCAGGAAAAGAAGGCGUUAGAGGAGAUCAUGGACUACAUGCGAACUGCCUGUCAGUUUGCGCCAAGCAAACGUGCCUUUCAGACUCAGUUCAAACGAUGGGGCUUUCCAUCGAAACAAAAUCCAGCGCACAAGAAUAUCGAGCUCGUCGCCCGAGUCAAACAGCUUUGGGAACGAAACACAAGCCAGCGGGAUAUGCUUCGCAUCUUGAAUGAUGAAGGCUUUGAGAUUAAAGAGAGGGAAUUAAUGCGAGUGCGUGCAAAGAAUCGCUGGCUGCUACGAGUCCCCAACGGAAUGAAAUCACAAUCGAAUGUCGAGGAACAAGCUGUCGCACCGGAGGAUGAGGGCCUACUCGCCUUGCAACAGGAGGUAUACAAGGUCGAAAGUGCACUUGACGAUCCACAUCCUCUCCCUACACAACCAGAUGCUGAACGCCCAACCACCGAGUCCCCCGCUCUCUCACCAGAAGUCAUCGCAAAACGCCAGGAGCGACUGGACCGCCUAAAAACCGAAAGUGCAGAACGUUGGGCGUCGCGAAAACGUCGGCGUCGAACUCGAGGAUGGGCCGGGCUGCCGGCUGACCCUCCGGGGCCUCCACGCUUUCCGUCGGAGACAACCAUCGAUGAGAGCAAGCGGUACCUCAACCUAGACAACACUAUGUACCGCCAGAUCAGAGACCAUUUCCAACGAAUCUGCGAAGAAGCAGGCCUCAUCAAGAAAACCGCAGCUGGGCCUGAGAGAUGGCAGGCUGCGAAAGACAAAUUGAUCCAAGAAUCCCCGCACCUCCAACAAGUGUUUAAUACAGAUCCUACUCAACGCGAUGCGAAGGCCCUUGCUCUCGACGUUGUCUGUACCGAUGUCACCAAACGAAUGCGGACUCUGGAGAGACGCAUGACAAUAGCGGAGGCGAAGAAUGCCCUAGGGAUCAACCCGGAGGAAAGUCGACAGAUUCGAAAUGCGUUCUAUGACACUCUGAAGGUGGAUCAUUUCACAAGCAAGUUAGAGGCCGGCGAUGAACACUGGAGAGAGCUUAAAGAGCAAUGGAUUGCAAACUCGGACCUGCUUCAGCAAAUCCUCGCGCCUGGGCCAGCCGACCCAGAUCACGGCAACAAACUAAAGGCUCUAGAAGUACUCUGUCGCGAUGUCAUGAAGAGACUUCGAGAUGACCAGACGAAGCGGGAUCCGGCACGUAAGAGAUCAUCGGCACGUGCCGAGUCUCGAAACCCAACCCCGACAACCUCUAUGGGCAGCAUGCUAGGCAAUGAGAUCAGCAAUGGGAUUAGUACUUUGGCCUCCCAGGCGCUAGCCAGUGCACCCAUUACAGCUACUGAGAUUGGCGAUAUGCAAAUUGACCCUUCGUUACUCCAGGCUGCGAACGAUCCAUCCUUCUCAGCCAAUCCACACCACGACGCAGGCAAUGGCUUUGAGUAUGUGGAUCCUAUGCUCAGUUCCGCACUACUACAUACUCCCGUCUGGUUCCAGGUCGGUUCGAAGGAUCAGUCAGAAACAACUCAAAAGCCCUGGCUCGAAAAGCUAGCCACACGAACAGUGGAAGAGCUCCGGCAAUUGAUCGGCGCUAGGUAUCCCUAUUCAAUCAUCACCCGAAUGGAGGGCAUUGAUAGGGAUGAGGAAGGGAAUGAGAUUCCAUUCUCAAUCGACGAUGAUCAUGAAUUGGAUGCAUACUUGACCCAUGUCCAUGGAAGGAAGGCGUUGCUUGAUUUUACCUUGGGACAGAUCUGA
This is a messenger RNA of Penicillium egyptiacum, 1788 nucleotides long. The record is from the annotation of a GenBank genome assembly. NCBI's taxonomy places the organism in Eukaryota, Fungi, Ascomycota, Eurotiomycetes, Eurotiales, Aspergillaceae.